Molecule: messenger RNA, 4821 nt
Organism: Canis lupus familiaris (dog)
Lineage: Eukaryota; Metazoa; Chordata; Mammalia; Carnivora; Canidae
Exons: 2
Coding region: 3825-4781 (318 amino acids)
Source: RefSeq, a predicted model, not a curated record
AGCCUUCCCAGCGGCUGCCGCCAGCCCCUCCACUUCGCGGAUCAAGAAGCCCCCACUAGAAGUAGCAGACCCAAGAGCCUGUGCCUUUCCUUCUGUCCCCUCCUUCCUUCCCCUCCCUGUGUCCCUCUGUUUUGUUUGAAAUAACAAAGAGAAAGAGCCAGAAAAGGCAACACCCACACUUAAGUUACCAGCUGGGCAACCGUAUGUCCUGGUUUGCCCGGGACAGUCCCGGUUCUCACCUAACACCCCACGUAAUAAAUAAUAGCACCUGCUGUGCUCUCAGAUGUGCCCUGGUUUGGACCUCGCUGAAGCCAGAUAAACUCCCUUUCCACUCUGGAGCUGAAGGAAAAAUGUAACAGGAGAGAAAAAGGGAGAGUCCUAGGACGGAGCAACCACUGAGCAACCACUGAGCAAUCUCUGAAGGCUUCCUGGAAGAGGUGGGGCUGAGUCGUGCCUGGAGGAAGGGAGAUACCCCUACCCAGGUGCCGAGGCCGGAACCCAGGCCGGUGCUCAGCUUUAUUGGUCUGCUUCAAUAGUCUGCUCUGGGGGGGACCCCAGAAAGUACAGAGCGUGAGCAAGGGGCAGAGUUGGGGCCGUGCCCCUGUGAUGGGAACCGCCCCUGACAGCCCCCGGCCGCCCUCCCCGUGUCCUGCCGGGCCCUGGUGGUGCUGCCCAGCGCCCGUGGGGUGGACGAGGUGUUCUGGCAGCUGCUGUCCCGGCAGGAUCUGGGCCGUGCUCGGCCUGACAGAGGGCCUGGCCCCUGGAAAGCCACAGCCCGCUGUCCUCCCCGCCACGGCCCUGAAGCGAUUCUGGAGAACCUUCGCGACUUCUCCAAGUCUACGGAGCAGUUUCCUAACUGGGGUUGGACCUCCUGGAAUCAAGGAGACAUCUCAUCCUGCAUGGUGGCGCGGGACGCAAGCUCUGCGCCAUGCACCUUGGAUCCCAGGUGACGAUCGGCAAAUCACCUGACGCCCCCGCCCCCCUCACCCGGCUGAGCCUUAUCAUCUGGAACAUGCGGGAAGAACAGUGCCUCCUCGCAGGGCUGCGAGCAUUCUGUGAACUGGCACCUACCAAGUGCGGCAGACGGCCUUGGUAUCCAGUAGGUGCUCGCUAAACACCGGCUGCCACGGUCCCUCUUGCUGCACAGGAAAACUGAGAUUGACAGACACCCAAGUCACAUGCCAGCCUGGGAGCAGCUGAGAGCGAGCGGACCCUGGGUAAGCAGAAGAACGGAGAGAAGGGUGUUAGGCCCAUAGGGGUGAGUUCCUGAGAAAUGUCAGAGAGGCUCCUGGAGAGACGUGGACUCAGAAGUGAAGGGCCUCUGAAGGCUGCCUGGCUUCCUAAACCUCCUGCCCCGACUUGCAGGCCCUGUGCUCCCCAGCAUUACAUGAGUUCCCAGAAGAUAAACAAGCGGCUUGUUGCAGAGAAAACAGGCUUUGGAUCCCAGCUCAGCUGGAGCCACACACGGGAAGGGAGAGAGGGGAGAGAGAGGGGAGGCCCUUGGGCUGCCAGACAGCGCCUUCCCACCAGAGCUGGCAAGAGGGGGCGUGCAGGGCUGGAGAAGCCAUGGCUGGACCGGCCUCUGUGCCCUCCGAGCAGCUGCCACUUGGCAGCAGGGGCAGGAGUCCUCCGAGUGCCUCUGUCAAAGCACUCAGCACCAGCACCCGCUCCAAGUGAGGCCUGCCAAGCACUUCUCGGGGCCUGAGCCAAGUACCCAAGUGGAGGCCCUGCCUUUCCAGCCCCAGAGGCCCAGGGCUGGGAGCCCAUUUGCCCAACAAAGAGACAAAAGGCUCUGUGGGGCCAGGACUUCAGGUAGCCAUCAGGGGCCAGGACCAACUCCCUGUUCCUGAGAGCCAGGCCCUGUGCUAAGCACAGGAUGUAGAUCUACUCUUGGAUCCUCACAGUGACUGAGGAGGGGGGUGAGAGUGAGGGAACCAGGGUACAGGGAUGUUACCUGCCUGAUACCAAGGCUGGGAAGAGCAGAGGCCGGAUUUGUACUUAGGGAGCAGGAGUCCAGAAAAAUGAAGCAGGCCCUGGAUCGGCAUCUACAUACAUUCAACUCCUGGGCAAGUCAUAUCGCUUAUUCCCCUGGACCCCCUACUCCAGGAACUCAGCUCCUAGGAACCCGCGUGAUUCUCCACUGGCUUCCUUCUUUUGUGUCCCCAGCCUGAGUCUUGAAGGUCACCUUUCCCGAGAGAGGUAGGUGAGCCACAGCACCCGCAUGCAGAGCUACCCAGUGUCCAUGGAGGAGAAGAGGUGUGCAUGUGUUUUCCUGCUGUUUGCACAGACAAGGCUAAGCAGGAUGGAAGUGUGCAGUCUCAGGUAGGUUCUCGGAAGCAGAUAAGGAGACAAGGAUGUGUGUGCAAGUGCUUUCUAAGGCAGAGCAUUCAGGGAGACUGAGGAGAGGACAGGAGCAGGGAGCCGAGGAGGCAAGAGGCAAAUCCAGGUAAAGCCCCAGCCUGGCAGGAGCCCCAGAGGGUCAUCUGCAUCCUUUGCUGGAAGCCAAGGGGCUGGGCUUCAUGCCCCACACCUGCAAGGGCACACGAGCUCCCAGCUCUUCCCCUGAAGUACAUGGGGGCCAAGGGAGGGUGUCUGGGUGGAGCGCCACAGGCUCGGACCCACGGUCUCGGAGCUCACAGAGCACUGGAUGAACUGCCCAGGAGAACGUGCCGCGGGGCCAGAGAUGGGCAGCCAACUGUCAGCAGGCCCGGCCCCUCCUACACGGGACUGGUGUUACUGCCCGGCACCCUCUGCCUCUGGGUGAGGCGGGAACUGGUUCAGGCCAAAAAGGAAGCGACGUGGGUCGCCUCAAGGCCAAGGUGGGUGAGUAUCCGUGUUCUCUUCCUUGUGUCUGCUGGUGAGGGAAGCAGGGCACUCUGGAAGAAAUGUCAGAGCCAUGGGCUCAGGGGACAACUAGGACCCUGUGUCACCCACCAGGAACCACGAUGGGUUCAGGAGUAUCUGUUACAGCACCGGUCAGGGCUUGCCCUAACACAAUUGAUUUUAUUUUUAAAAUUAUUUUUUAAAGAUUUUACUUAUUUGACAGUGAGCAGAGAGAGAGAGCACAAGCAGGGGGAGCAGCAGAAGGAGAGGGAGAAGCAGACUCCCCGCUUGAGCAGGGAGCAGAUGCAGGGCUGGAUCCCAGGACACCAGGGUCAUGACCUCAGCUGAAGGCAGACGCUUCACCGACUGAGCCACCCAGGCACCCCUCCACUAUCUCUCUUUAUAGAGAUAUUAUUAGGUACUGCCACAGCUCCGAAAAGGACAUCUAGGGCCCAGAGGGCGCAACUCUGGGGCUAUCACUUAGCUAUGCAUAUGGCAGCCCUGAUGACCACACAAGAAGCACAUUCAUCACAGAGACCACAACCCUGGGGUUGUGCAGUGUGCAAUCUGCACAACCUUGCACGGCAACCCUGAGUACCUCCGUGAUGUUCAUCCCACUGAUGUUCAUCCCGCUACAGGAAGACUACAUUUUUACCACACCUACUCGCAGUUGGAACAGCUAAGCUUGGGGAAGAUUCUGAACCUUGCAAAGUCUCCAUGUCUGGGGAGUACCUCUCUGCCUUGGAAACUUGGACCUAGGUCUCGGACACCGAGCCACACUCUCACGUAUCACCAGAUGGUGCUGCUCUCUCCCAAGGAGGCUGUGGCUGCACAAAGAUAAUUGUUCAGGAAUGCCUGUUCCCAUCAGUUUGUGAUGAAUUGGGAGUGUCCUCUUGCUGGAUUUUAUACCACAGGCAAGUAUGCCACAUGAGAAAUGGAUCUUGCUUUGAUUAAAGGCUUAAGAAUAUGGGACAGAGCUGAGCCUGGGGGCUCGUGAUCCUAUGAGGGAAGGCCAUCUUAUGGCCAGGCUUUGGUUAUCUCCUACCAGCUGGAGACGUCUGGUCAGUCCAAGCUACGUGGCUUGCCUGCACAAGAGUCCUGGCCCUGAGGUCCCUACCUCCCCGGCAGCCCCAGAGCUAUACUCCCUGCAGUCAGCAAGUGACCACGUCCUAGGAGGGCAUUCUGCACCACGCUACAUCCACCUCUGGGAGAGAAGCAAGCAGGGUGGCCACCUGAGUACCUGGGGGGCGCCGGGCCCAGCCACCUGGCCUGGCACAAGGGCUCCUGCUGUGACAGCUCCCCACCCCCCUCCCGCCAGCAAAUGCUGCUGUCUCUUUGUACAAGACGUUUGCAGGGAUUCGAGGGUCAGAAGUGGACUGCACUGGGUAGCUACCCUGCCAGGCAGCAGAUGCCUACAGCCACCCAGGCCUUCUGGGAAAGGCCCCUGCCCCCAUGAGCACUGGGGUGGAAGCCAUCAUCUCAGGAGGUGGGGGGAGGCCGUGGAGAGACGGGUUUGGAGCUCUGGAGAGAGGAAGUGCCAGGAAGGGGUGUGUGUGUGUGUGUGUGUGUGUGUUUGUGUGCCCAUGUGCACAGGUCAGAGAGUCCCGGGGCAUGUGUGUGCACAUCGGUCCACGUGUCUGUACCCGUGUGUGUACCCUUGUGUGUGGUGCGUUUGCCAGGUCCCGUUCCUGCACGCCCCAGCUCCUGUAUCCGUGUGUCUGGAUGUGCUCACCCCCAGCGCCUGCCCGCCAUCCAGCUGGCAGUGCACAGCUGGACCUGGAGGCUGUGCCUGCCCGCCCGAUGAGAGGUGGCAGGUGUGUAAUAAACCAUUAGUCACUGUCACGUUUCUGAGCAGCAUCAGCGGCCUCCCGGGGAGGAGCCUGAAGACAGGACGGCGCUCCUGGCAGGCCUCUGGCUGUGAAGCUGCGCACCCCCCUCCGGGCAGGGCUGCAGCCUGACGGUAGCAGCUGGCAGACGCGGGCCUUGGGCCCCUGCUCC